Vombatus ursinus (common wombat) is the source of this 4211-nucleotide messenger RNA. Its product is annotated as zinc finger protein 483-like. Gene Ontology annotation, molecular function: DNA-binding transcription factor activity, RNA polymerase II-specific; RNA polymerase II cis-regulatory region sequence-specific DNA binding. The record is from RefSeq and is a predicted model, not a curated record. The transcript has 5 exons. Gene Ontology annotation, biological process: regulation of transcription by RNA polymerase II. The coding region runs from base 949 to 2910 and encodes 653 amino acids. NCBI's taxonomy places the organism in Eukaryota, Metazoa, Chordata, Mammalia, Diprotodontia, Vombatidae.
UUCACAGAACAAAUCCCUUUAAUAAAAGGAUUUGUUCAGCAAAACUUGGAUUCAGUCAAAAGGCAGCACCUAGACUCUAGGCCAUAGAGCACUGAGAUGUGAAGUGACUUCCUGGCCCUGGAAGGCCAGUUUGGGGGUAGAUAGAGAGCACCUUUUCGUGCCAAGGAACUUUAUGCUUUACACCAUUGCUAAAUCACUCACAUCUUUCUGGCAUACAAACAAUGGUAUAGCAUGUCUUUUUCCAAUGACAUUCAUACAUUUUUGGUACCUUCUAUGUAUGGGGAAUUAUAGCACAUACAUAGAAAAAUAAGAUUGUCUCCUCCCUUGUAGAGUUUACCAAUCAAGUAAAAUGAAUAUACUUUUCAGCUCUGGAUAGUGUGGGUGUGGUAGGAGGUAUAAUCAGUUUGUAUAAUAUUUGUCAUGUAUAUUUCUACAUAGAGACAAUAUGGCUUAGUGUUAAAAGCACUGUCCCAGUAGUACAGAGAUCUGUGUUUAAGUCCUAGGUCUAAUAAUUUACUUGUCUGGCCAUGGUUAAGUCAGUUAACCUUACUGAAUCUCAGUUUCUUCAUCUGUAUAAUGCAGGUAAAUAAGAUUUGUACUACCUAGUUGAUAGGGUAGUUGUACAGAUACUGUUCUGUCAUUAAAACACCAUAUAGCUAUGAUCUGUUGUGUGAAUUUGAGCCAAUACUGAGAGCUUAACACCUUGCUUAAUUUACUAUUUCAUUGCUGUCUGCUACUCACUUUUUGGGUCAUUUGUAUGUCUACAUCUCUAUAGAGCCUUGAGGUCUGAAGAUAUGACUGGAGUUCCUUGAUACCUCCAGCUAACCAUUAUACAUAUACCCUCAGCUUUACCCAGAAAUGUAUGCGGAUAUUCAGGCUGAGCCUGGAGAGAACUGACUCUGCUGGGAAUGCAGAUUUGAAGUCCAUUGUGAUAGUCCCAAUAGAAAGAUGCUGGCCCUGAAUAACAUGACCAUCUCCUUGAACCCUCAAAACUUGAAUGUACAAGAACAAAACAGAGUCCUGAAAGUAGAUACUUCUGUUGAUCAGGUAAUCGCCCUAGGAAGAGAGAAAAAAUUUAAUUCAGAGGCUUCUCGCCAGAGCUUCAGAUGUUUUCCAUACCCAGAGAAAGCUGGACCCCGUGAGGCUGUGAGCCAGCUCUGGGAACUGUGCCUUCAGUGGUUGAGGCCAGAGAUUCACUCAAAGGAACAGAUCCUGGAGCUGCUGGUGCUGGAGCAAUUCCUGACCAUCUUGCCCAGUGAGAUCAGGAUUUGGGUGAAGUCACAGCGUCCAGAGAAUAUUGAGGAAGUGGUCUGCUUGGUGGAAGAUUUGACCCAAACCCUUGAGGAAGAAGCUUCAUACUCUUGUGAUUCUUCUCUUCUUCAAGAAGAAAGCACAGAGAAGGAAGAAAUGUUCCCAGUAACCAAUUUUCUGGAAUCAGUGACUUUCAAGGAUGUGGCUCCUGACUUCACUUGGGAAGAGUGGGAGCAAUUGGAACCUGUUCAACAAGACCUCUGCAGGGAUGUGCUGUUGGAGAACUAUAGGAACUUAGUUUUUCUUGGGCUUUCAACUUCCAAACCAAAUGUGACCUCCCAGAUAGAACAUAUGAAAGUGCCGUGGAUGAGGGAGAGUGAAGCUCCAAGAGGCAUCAGUCUAUAUUGGGAUACUGGACCUGAAGCUAAGGAGUUAUUUCCAAAGUGGAAAACUUCUGUAGCAGAGUCAUCUCAGGGAGAGACAAUAAAAGGACAUAGCUCCUGGAACUUUGAACUGGGAGAAGCCUUCAAAUGUUAUGACAUGUUGGUGAGGCAACAAAGCCAACAGGAAAAUCAUUUGAAGCUAGGAACAAUCACUCAUGAGGAAAAUCUAAACAAGGUUAGAGGUUCUAAAAGCAGUGAAUUUGAGAGAAGCUUCAAUCUGAGCUCAAUGCUGAUUACACAACAGAGAAUUCCUUUAGUAAGUAGUCUCUCUACAUAUGAUAUACAUGGCAAGAGCUUCAAAGAUAAUUCAGAACUAUCUGAAUGUUCACGAAUCUAUGCAGAAGAGAAAUCUUUGAAGUAUAAAGGAUUUGGGAAAGUUUUCAGCCAGGAUUUACAAUUUAAUCUCCAUCAUGCUCGUCAUUCCAGAGAGAAAUCCUAUAAAUGUAAUGAAUGUGGGAAAGCCUUCACCAAGUGGGCAAACCUUACUCGACACCAAAGAAUUCAUUCUGGAGAAAAACCCUUUAAGUGUAAUGAAUGUGGGAAAGCUUUCACCCAGAGGGCUCAGCUUACUCAACAUCAACUUACUCAUAGUGGAGAGAAACCAUUUAAGUGUUAUGAAUGUGGAAAAGCCUUCACCCAAAGGGCACACGUAACUCAACACCAACUUACCCAUAGUGGAGAAAGACCCUAUAAAUGUAAUGAAUGUGGUAAAGCCUUCACCAAUCGAGGAAUACUUACUGAUCAUCAGAGAAUUCAUUCUGGAGAGAAACCCUAUAAAUGCAAUGAAUGUGGGAAGGCCUUUACCAAGAGGGGAAUACUUACUCAACAUCAGAGAAUUCAUUCUGGAGAGAAACCCUAUAAAUGUAAAGAAUGUGGGAAAGGUUUCAAUCGGAGUACACACCUUACUCUACACCAACACACUCAUAAUCAAGAGAAACCAUUUAAGUGUAAUGAGUGUGGGAAAGCUUAUAGCCAGAUUUCACAGCUAAAUACUCAUCAAAAAGUUCAUUCUGUAGAGAAACCCUAUAAAUGUAAUGAAUGUGGGAAAGCCUACAGUCAGAUUUCACAGUUUAAAAUUCAUCAAAGAAUUCAUUCUGGAGAAAAACCCUAUAAGUGUAAUGAAUGUGGGAAGGGCUUUAACCGGAAGACACACCUUACACGACAUCAGAGGAUUCAUACUGGAGAGAAAAACCUCUUCCCCAAAGUAGGGACUUAAUGAAUGUUUGUUGAAUUGAAAUUGAAUUGAAAUGCCAUGUUGGAUUCUACAUAGCCUAUGAAUAACAGCAUUGCCAUAAUUUAAAAGGCUCGCUACCCUUCAAAAAAGAAAAUAUUAGUCUUGCAUGCUUGGUGAAGCCAUGCUGAACUUUUAAUCAUUUCUACUUCCCUGUUCUUUUUUAUUAAUUUUACAAACACAUACUUUUCCAACUACAAAGAAAAAAAAAUUGUAUACAAUACUGCAAGUCAAGUAUAUAUUAAAUUUAACAUUGCAUUACUAUCACAGCCCUUUGUGUCUUGUGUCCCUUUCUGUCUUCUCUCUAUUUUUUUCUAAUAUUUUCCUGAUGUGCUUGUCUUUUUUCUCUUCUCUCUCUUUUUUUUUUUUUGGCAUCAUCACUACUGUUUCACUUGUUCCAGUUCACCCACCCGAAAUAAAAGCCUUCCCUUAUAUAAAGUAUAGUCAAGCAAAAUAAAUCCAUACAUUGUCCAUAUUUAAAAAUGUUUGUCUUAUUCGGUAUUUCUAUUCAUCAUCUUGUUGCCAAGGUGACACUUCAUUCUGCACCAGCUCAUCCAAAUCUUCCCAGGUUUCUCUGAAUCUUUACCUUUUGUCAUUUAUUAUAUCUCAGUAAUAUUCUAUUACAUUCCAUAUGAAUUUUCCAUUUCAUCUUUAAUUUCCCAUCUUAUGUUACAGUAAAGAAUGCUACUAUAAAUAUUUUUGUAUAUAUGAGUCAUUUUCAACUUUCUUUGAUCUCUUCUUUUUAUAUGCAUAGUAGUGGUAUUUAUUUAAUGGCUUCUUGGGUAUAAAUCCAAAUUGCUUUCCAGAAUGGUUAGACAAAUUCACAGGUCCACUGAGAGCAUAAUAGAAUGCCUCUUUUCCUGCAGCUCCUCCUACAGUUGUCAUUUUCUUUUUUUUGGUCAUCUUUGCUAAUUUAAUGGAACUAAAGUGGAACCUCAAAAUUGUUUUAAUUUUCAUUUUUCUUAUUAGAUUUAGAUUUACUAGUUCAGAUUUAGAGGUUUUUUUUAUAUUGUGUUGAUCUUUUGAGAAGCACCUUUUCUUGGGUUGGUCUUUUUUUUUUAAUUGGGGAAUGACUCUUGUUCUUAUGUAUUAAUUAUAAUUCCUUAUAUCCAUGGGAUAGCAGACCUUUAUCAGGAAAAUGUCUAUCAAAGAUGGUUUUUCCCCAUUCAACUAUUUUCCUUCUAAUUCUAACUGGGUUGAUUUUUGUAGAAAGUUUUCAAUUGUACAUAUUAAAGUUAUAUAUUUUAUAAUAACGAUUCAUUUGGAAGAACAAAAGGUCCAGAAUA